UUCAGCUGCGGAGGAGAUCAGAGCUUCAUUCAACAUCGGCACAGCCAAGCCGCACACACGCACUCUCUCUCACACACACACGCGCAAGCGCGCGCGCACACUCCUACUCCAACACUCUUGAACGGACAAUCCAGUGCAGAGAUGCACCAAACCGACUCGGACUAAAAGGAGCGAAGUCACGAUAAACGGAGAGAUUCUACGUUCAUUAGAAAUCGACACAAAAGCGCCCUGGAAGAAAGUUCGCAACUCGGAAGGGAGACGGAAACCCUGAACUGACCACGGAAUUCUGUGUGAACACAGUCGGACCAUCGCAGAGACACUGAGGACGUUUUCAGAGCCUGUUGGUUUUGAGUGUUUGUUUGUUAAGUUUGUUUUUUUUUCAUCUGUCCUGCUUUGGAGAGCUGCUGAAGGAAGAAUUUGCCAUCAGGACCGGUGCGUCGCGAGCGCGCAGCUUUUAAACGAGAGAGAGAAGAUUGGAGCAAGAUGCUGCAGUUUUUCCUCGCUUUUAUCCUUUUAGGAGCAGCGACCGAAGCUGCCUACUUUUCCCAGCAGCCCCAGGACCAGGUAGUGAUGGCCGGCCAAUCGGUGACGCUUCCAUGCGUCAUCGUGGGAUAUCGAGGCAUGGUGCAGUGGACCAAAGACGGCCUAGCACUCGGUGGAGAGCGAGAUUUACCUGGUUGGACACGUUACUCCCUGAUGGGAGAUCCACUAUCAGGGGAGCACAGCUUGGUGAUCGAAUCAGCAGAGCUGGCCGAUGAUGCCGUGUACGAGUGCCAGGCCACGCAAGCAGCACUGCGCUCACACCGAGCCAAACUCACUGUCCUGGUGCCACCUUCGGACCCUGUCGUCGAGGGAGGGCCUGUGGUGCGUCUGAAAGCCCACACACCCCAUAACCUGACAUGCAGGGCAUCCGGAGCCAAGCCUGCAGCUGAGAUCACCUGGUACAGGGAUGGAGAGGUCAUGCACACUGCGAUCUACUCGAAGUCUCUGAUGGAGGAUGGGAAAAGGGAGACAGCGGUCAGCCUUCUACCUCUGGUGCCCGAUGACCGUGAUUCGGGGCGGACGUACACCUGCAGGGUCCUAAACCCAGCAGCCCCAGGCGGACGCCAGACUUCCAUCACCAUCAACGUUCAACAUCCCCCGUCGGUCACUCUGUCCGUCCAGCCUCAGACUGUAAUGGAAGGAGCCAAAGUGCUGUUCAUCUGCUCGGCUUCCGCCAGCCCAGAGAUCACAGGCUACAGGUGGUCUAAAGGUGGUGUCCCCAUCCCCGACGCCAAAGGGGACAGUCUGGAGGUGACGGUGGAUUACUCAUAUUUCACAGACCCUGUGUCCUGUGAGGUGUCCAACUCUGUGGGAAGCACUAACGUCAGCACGCUGGUGGACGUGCAGUUCGGUCCCAGGCUUUUAUCAGAGCCUAAACCACAGACGGUGGACACAGGCAUGGAUGCAGCGUUCACCUGCGCCUGGACUGGCAACCCUCCACUCACCCUGGCAUGGACCAAACAGGGAUCCAGUGUGGUGCUUAGCAACAGCAACACACUGCACCUAAAGGCCGUGACUCAGGAAGACGCCGGGACCUAUACCUGCAAAGCUAUCGUACCGAGGAUCGGCGUGGCUGAGAGAGACGUCACUCUCACUGUAAAUGGUCCACCCAUCAUCACGGCUGAGGCUACACAGCAGGCUGUCAAACACGCCAAAGGAAAGCUGGAGUGUCUGGUGGGCAGCAGCCCACCUCCUGACAAAAUAGUGUGGACGUUCGGGGACGUGAGCUUGUCCUCUGGUUCCUCGGGCCGUUUCUCUGUGCAGACAGUGAACAGCGACCGCGGCGUCCUAUCCUCCCUCGUCCUGUCCGAGACACUGGCUCAAGAUUUCCAGCUGAGAUACAACUGCACUGCGUGGAACCGCUUCGGAACGGGCGCGGUGCUCGUCACGCUCAAAGAACAAGAAGCACUGCCCUUGCUCAUCAUCAUCGGCUCGUCUGUCGGAGGAGGAUGCGUUUUCAUCGUUUGCGUCAUCACCCUGGCGUCCAUCUGCUGCCGCCAUGCUGCGAAAGGUAAAAAAGGGACACGCCUAUCCAAGAGUGACAUCCGUGUACAGAUAGUGCACAGUGACCACAACGCAACCCGUGGGAACGAUGAUGAGGAGGAUGUGAAGGAGCCCAUGGCUCCUAACAGCAGCGAGUCUCCUGGGACAUCACGCACGGAGCACAGCGAUCUUCUGGAGGAAGAGGAUGAUGAAAGAUCAGAUAUUAAGGACCCCACUAACGGCUACUAUAACGUCCGGGGUCACGAUGACCGCCACGUGGCACGCACUGGCUUUUCUGAGUUUGUCCCGACCUCACGUCCCGUCUAUACACCGUGCCAGCUUCCUUCUCCAGGCCCUUUGUACAGCCAGAGCACCACCCAGCCACGUGUCUACGACUUCUCCAACCGCUAUGCCACCACCCCGGCUACCCGCACCACCUACGAGCAGCAACCUCAACAACAGCAACAACAACCGCAGCCGCAACAGCAAACGACUCCCACAAUGUACCCACAGGACCCUCUGUACCUGCCCAAUAACUACAGCCGCGCCUUCACCAGCUACGUCAAACCCGCCUCCUACGACAAAGUGGACACUUUUGAGCAAACAGAUCAAGCGAGUAAGGUGUCCGGGUCGUCCCGCUUCUCCUACGCGUCCUCGCAGCAGUCCGACUACGGACGGCCGUCCCAGCAGCGCAUGCAGACUCACGUGUGAGCGCCAGACUUGCAGACGUUUGAUCCAUGAAGGACUUUUCCCCUCAAUCUUAAGUGCGCAUUGGGAGUCAGAAUCGGAUUAUCCUUCUUGAGCUUUCGGAGAAAGGAGAACUGCGGGACAACUCCCAUUUCCGAGUCACCUCUGGAUUGUCUAAGCUAAUUUAAUCGCGUUUAGCUUUGUCUACUAGCUGAACUUCUGGUGAAUGAAUGCCAUUCUUUUGUAAUCUCACUUAUUAUGGAGACGGGCACGUCAGGACGCUUCAGCGUCUCCGAGCGGUCUGUGAUAGGAGUCAUAGACGGAUCAAAUGAACUAACUUUUGUAAAUGAGAAGCUAAUGAUCUUAUGCUGGACCACAAUCAAAAAAAAAAAAGAAAAAGAAAAAAAAAAGUCUCGUGCUGGCAUGCUGAAGGAAUCGUAAGCACAUUUUGUGUGUCGUUGACUGAACUACAACAGGAAUUCACAGAUAAACUGAGACAAACUGGUGGAAAUGAUAAAUUAUGCCUCUUUUUAUGAAAUCUACUGACAAAAAAAAAAAAAAAAACCCUUCACAGACUUCCUGAAAGAAAGAGGUAUAGUUUUCUCUGAUUAGCUGAACAAAGAGAGAUGAAGCCCUAAUGAAGAUGCAACCCAGACACAAGAGGCUUAUUUUGCACCCCAAAAUGGCAUGUUACUAGUUUUGGGGUGCAAAUAAAAAGGUGCCUGGGGUGUAUUGAGAGGCUGGUGGCAAUCUGAAACUGCGAAAAUCAACAUGCAGUAAUAGUUUAGCGACUGUGAUUUCUUUACUAAAGAAAGUGCGGCGCGAGCCGUUCUAUCCGAAAUGACACAAUCAAAGUAUCUCCGCCAUGUUUACACACGAUCUAAAGGUAGAACACAAUGCUCCUGAUAAACGAGUGUAAAAAUUCGGGGUUGAGCCCUCUCCUCUUGUCUGUUGCAUGCAGAUGACGUGUCUAUGUGAACGUAUCGAGCGUUUCUUUCCAUGUCCAUUCCUUGUGUGAGACAUUGCUUUACUGCACCUGAUGCCAUUGGAUCGUGGUUAUCCCGAUGACCGGGUUCCCGUACUGCCAUUUCUUUUCUUCGGGCCUGAGUGAUUUCCAUUGGGCAAGAAAAAAAAAAAGAAGAAGUAAAUUCACAAAGUGAACUGUGCCGAAAAAACACAUUGCUUGUCUUUAUUUUUCUACUUUAUAUAAGCCUUAAUGUACAGUGUGUAAGCUGCUCAACUGUAAAGUACAUUUAUAUUAUGAAUGCUUAUAAAUAUAUAUCUAAUUUGAUUUGAUUUGAUUUUAACACAGCGUAUUAUUUUAGUUCACUUUUUCUCCCCGUAAGCUUGAGUUCUUCAUCGUUCUUGGGGUUGCGUUUCUUUUAGACACUUUUUUUUUUUUCUUUUUUUAAGAUUAUGCAUUGAGGUCUUACUUGCUAAAAUGAGCUAUUGUUGCUUGUAACUUUGUACACAUAUUUAUAUUUAAAUAAAACCA
Hemibagrus wyckioides is the source of this 4207-nucleotide messenger RNA. It is a transcript of the gene kirrel2, whose product is annotated as kirre like nephrin family adhesion molecule 3, like. Lineage: Eukaryota; Metazoa; Chordata; Actinopteri; Siluriformes; Bagridae. Gene Ontology annotation, cellular component: cell-cell junction. The record is from RefSeq and is a predicted model, not a curated record. Gene Ontology annotation, biological process: cell-cell adhesion. Gene Ontology annotation, molecular function: cell adhesion molecule binding. The coding region runs from base 484 to 2736 and encodes 750 amino acids. The transcript is spliced from 15 exons.